UUGAUGCCCCGACAUCCAGCUUCUUUCCGAAAGGACGGACGAAAAAAAAUCAUCCCUUCACUUCCAUCACAGAGCCAGGAGUGGGAGGAGUCAGGCGAGUGAGAUAGUGAUGCUCCAGGCAGGUGCCAACAAGUGAGAGGUAGCUGCAAGACCAAGAGUGAGGGGGAUGGAGAAGAGUCUGUGAGCGGCAGAAGACGCUCAGAGCCGUGACAGAAAACCAACAGCCAGAGUGUUUACAGUUUUCUCUGCACCGUCAGUCUGUCGUGCUCCUUAUCUGUGCUGCCAUGCUGUGUCCUGUGCUGCUUUGUGCCACUCUGCUCCUCCUGACUCCACUGGAGAUCACAGAGUCUCGCGCUCUGCAUCCUUCUCCUGAUGCUGUACAGUUUAUGGAGCAGUUUCUGGAACGUUACAAUGACCUUUUGACCCUGGAUGACCUGGAGAACCUGUUGAACAGUCCAGCAGAGGAGCAGUCCACCCUCUCCUCCUCCUCUGGGGUCAAAUCAGCCGAGUAUCCCAAAUGGGCUGAAGUACAAACGCAGCCGGAGACCCCCUGGCUGCGUCUGCUCAAAGGCGCUCUGGCCAAUCAGAAGCGAGCAGAACCAGACCGGUCACGGAGAGGCUGGAACCGGGGAUGCUUUGGGCUGAAACUGGAUCGGAUCGGGUCCAUGAGUGGACUGGGCUGUUAGUGGAGGAGGGAGAGAGAGAGAGAGAGAAAUAAAGACUGAUGACAUCCUUCUUAGCAGUGGCGUGCACAGACAUUUCAGGGGGUAAGGGCUUCACAAGAAACAAGUUUCUAUAAAAUUACUGUAUAAAAAGUUACUAAAAUUACAAAAAUGUUUUUAGGACAUUAUUAUACGUUUUAAUUAAGAGUUAAUGCUAUGGGCCACGUUUAAAAAAAACAACAAAAAAACAAUAGGUAACAAAUAAAUACAUAUGUUUUUCAGAAGGGGGCUCUUAUUUGGUCAGAGGGCAAAACAGCAGGUGCUUGAGCACCACCUUGAGUCUAUCUGUGCACGUCCAUGCUUCUUAGAUUAUAAUACAGAGAGACACACGCUGCAGUGAAGGAUGGUUACAUGUCUGUAGACUUCAUGUAGUGUGUGGUGUAAACUUGCUUAUGUGGUGUCAUGCAGCGUAGAUCACAUGCUUCAAAUAUUGGUGUGUUCUGUUUAGCAGAGCAGCUGUAGCCUAUUAAAAAAAACUUUAUUCAGUGUUUAUUAGAACAUGUGAGCAGUCAUCUUUACUUGUUGGGUGUGUUUUUUUAGUCAAUUGGCUCUUUAUGUAUCUGUAGUGUUGUCUGUGUACAGUACAUGUGAAGUUGUGUAGACAUGCUGUGGCCAGAGGACUGUUUAAAAUCAGGUGUAACGCACAUGGAUGUCCAUAAAUGGUGGCACCUGCAAUUCCUGAAGAUUGUUUUCUAUGUUUACUUAUGAUUUGCAUGAAUAAAUGGAUUUGUCAUUUGC
Solea senegalensis (Senegalese sole) is the source of this 1460-nucleotide messenger RNA. RefSeq names its product C-type natriuretic peptide-like (gene nppcl). NCBI's taxonomy places the organism in Eukaryota, Metazoa, Chordata, Actinopteri, Pleuronectiformes, Soleidae. Gene Ontology annotation, cellular component: extracellular region. The transcript is spliced from 3 exons. The coding region runs from base 285 to 686 and encodes 133 amino acids. Gene Ontology annotation, molecular function: hormone receptor binding; hormone activity. The record is from RefSeq and is a predicted model, not a curated record. Gene Ontology annotation, biological process: receptor guanylyl cyclase signaling pathway; cGMP biosynthetic process.